AUGAAGAGUGAUGGGGACGCAAAUGACAGGUCUGACGGUGAGCCAUGCCACCACUCCUUUUGCCUCAAAUUUUUCUCCCAACAAGAAAAUUCGUUUGCUCGUAUUUCUUUUGUCUGUUGUUGUUGUGGUGGUGGUGUAGUUCUUAGAAAAAAUAAAAUAAAAUCAUAA
This is a messenger RNA of Phytomonas sp. EM1, 168 nucleotides long. Lineage: Eukaryota; Euglenozoa; Kinetoplastea; Trypanosomatida; Trypanosomatidae. The record is from the annotation of a GenBank genome assembly.